Cercocebus atys (sooty mangabey) is the source of this 3367-nucleotide messenger RNA. It is a transcript of the gene TMEM267, whose product is annotated as chromosome unknown open reading frame, human C5orf28. The coding region runs from base 1115 to 1762 and encodes 215 amino acids. Lineage: Eukaryota; Metazoa; Chordata; Mammalia; Primates; Cercopithecidae. The record is from RefSeq and is a predicted model, not a curated record. The transcript is spliced from 3 exons.
UGGGUGACAGAGGGAGACCCUAUCUCAAAAAAAAAAAAAAAAGAAAGAAAGAAAUGAAUAAGCAUCUACAGGCAGUAGACUGACUACAGAGAAAAGAACUAUUAUUACAUUGUCUGGGUUUGCAUGAAGCCAUCUACGUUGUUCCUCAAUAGCUCCGUAAGGCCUAGAUUGUAAGACUUGUACCACACUGCCAAAAGGGUAAUGCCAAAUUACUGCAUUCAGAAAGAGAAAAUUUGUCCUUAACAUGGCUAAAAGUACUCAAAAUUGUAAAUACAUUUGCUGAGAAAUACUUUAAAUUCUCAUUUAAGUUAUGUGGGGGUUAAAAUGUGUUUAAUUUUCCCUGCCAGUUGGGUCUUUUACAUUGGCUAAGAACCAAGAGUGUGACAAGAAAUGAGUUCUAUGAUUGAGAAACUCUGAGAUUCUGGGGGUGGCCUAGGAGUUUGCUUUGAGACUGAAGUUUAUUUUCUAUGGUCAACUAUAUAAUUACGAUGAUACCACCCCUUGCUUUCCAUCUGACACUUGGUUUGAGAAACUGUAAGUAGGAAAGGGAAAGAAGAAUGUCCCUCCUUGGGCCUCUUCUUUUGGACCCGUGCACGCUUCCUAGAGUCAAACGUCAAGCUGGUAUUUCCUUGCUGCUAAGAGAGCAACCACUACUCUGAGGCAGAGACGGGAUGGGACCUAGCCAAAGUCCCAGUAAACAAACUGUAUCUUGUAAGCGCGAUUUAAUUAGGGUCAAACUACUCUGUAUGGACUUGCUUUUUCGACUUCUAAGGAUUUAGUAGUCAUGAUUAAGUGUUCUAGUCACGCUACUGCGGUGUACAAACAGUAGCUCCACAACAUCCGCCCACAUCGUGGCAACGAAUUAUCAAGAAAUCCCCAAGGGGGCGGUGAGGCGCUAAGCGACCGGUCAGCCAGGUCGCGAGGUCCCAGUCUGGUGAAAAGCUCCGUUGCCCACCCUGAGAGGUUCGCGGAAGGAAGUUGGCAGUAUCGCUGCACCUUCGAGACGCGACGGCCGAGGCUCCUAGCUCAAGCUUCUGACAGGUGCUGGAAAUGUAAACAAGAAUAGACUGUUCAUUCCUGAUGGCUUUUAGUCUAUACUAACAUAUUGUUUGUCAUGGCAUCCGAGACUGAAAAGACCCAUGCUUUACUGCAGACUUGUAGCACUGAAUCUCUUAUUUCCAGCCUUGGUCUGGGGGUAUUUUGCCUUGUAGCUGACAGACUUCUUCAGUUUUCUACAAUUCAGCAAAAUGACUGGCUUCGUGCUGUCUCAGAUAAUGCCGUACAUUGUGUAAUUGGCAUGUGGUCAUGGGCAGUAGUCAUUGGAAUCAAGAAGAAGACUGACUUCGGAGAAAUCAUUUUAGCUGGAUUUUUAGCCUCUGUUAUUGAUGUAGACCACUUUUUUCUAGCUGGAUCCAUGUCUUUAAAGGCUGCUUUGACUCUUCCGCGAAGACCUUUCCUUCACUGUUCUACUGUGAUACCUGUUGUGGUUCUGACCUUGAAAUUUACUAUGCACCUUUUCAAGCUCAAAGACUCAUGGUGCUUUCUUCCUUGGAUGUUAUUUAUAUCCUGGACUUCACACCAUAUCCGCGAUGGGAUUCGUCAUGGUUUGUGGAUAUGCCCAUUUGGAAAAACUUCUCCUUUGCCAUUCUGGCUUUAUGUAAUAAUCACAUCAUCUUUACCUCACAUCUGUUCAUUCGUUAUGUAUUUAACAGGAACCAGACAAAUGAUGUCUUCAAAACAUGGAGUUCGUAUUGACGUCUGAGGUAACCACACAGCAGUCUUAGAGAAGCAAAUGGCUCAGAUGAUGAUAAUUAAGAGUAGCCAACAUUAAAGUUAAUGUUUAAAAACACAGUUAGGUGUUUAUAUUAUUUAAUUAUUAUAAUUCUGGAAUCCUCUUUCUCAGGAAGCAUGUACAACUUUUUUAAAAAUUAUACUUGUUAUUAUUCUACUUCUCUCUUCUAUGACAACUCUAGUGCAAUAUUGGAGUUUCAUUUAUUCCACAAUAUGUUUUUAUUGUUUUUUUCUGUUUGUCUGGUGUUACUAGUAGUUCUGUUAGAUUAACAUCCUGUUCAUUUUCUGGAAAUAUACCUGGAAUUUAGUCCAUUUCCUAGUGAAAAACAGUUCAAAUUUAGGGUAACUAAUUUGUAAAGAGUUAACAUUAUAUUUGGAUCCACAUUUUCUUGAGAUAUUGAAAUAGUGAAAUCGCCAAAUAAAUGAUAUCAAUCAUUUAACUAUACAAAUGUAUAGUUAAUGCUAACAUGUAUUUAUUUUCAUAUAUGUUGAUCCUGACUGAAAUUUAAUUUGCACAAUGCUUUAUGAGUUAUGAUUGCUGGCAAAAUCUUCAGAGCACUUGUGACACAUCAUUGUAAUAUCUGGUAGCUAACAUUAGAUCUAGCUUAUUAUUUCAGAAAUUAAUUUAGGAAAUUAUUAAAACAUGUUGACUAUAGUAACAGUUUACUGAAUUAGUAUUUUUUUAGUAUCUCUAGCCUAAAAUCUCAUGUGUUGUGUUUUAACUGUUUUGAAAAACAUAGGUAAAUUUAAUAUUUGUUAAUAAAUAACAUUAACAAAAUACUGAUAUUUGGAUCAUAACCAUAACAUUUGAAUUCAUACAAAAAAUAAUGACCAGUAAUGUCAUUUCAAAUGUAAAUUCCUGAAUGUACCACUAAAAUUGUUUUAGUUGCUAUCAGUUUGUUUAUAUACUAUUCUAAAAUAUUUUACUAGUUAAAUAAUUUUUUAAUCUGCCUGAUACUGAAAGACAGCGUAUAUUUUUUUCAAAAUAAAGUUUUAGGAAAUUUGCUUUUUCCUUUUUCUUUCGGGUUGAUCUUCUAUUAAAAUGAUUCCUGUUUAUUAGAGAAGGAAAAUUUAGUUACUAUACAUCUUAUAUUUGCACAGUUUAUUAAAGUUCGUGCCCUAAAGUUACCUGCUUUUCUUUGUGGCAUAUGAGGCAUCUGCUGUCUUCAGAUUUUCUUACAGUUUUGUGAUUUAUAAUGCUAAUGAUUGGUGUGCCUUAUUCUCUGAGGGAGGAUGGAGGGUUCAUAAAGCAAUGCCUUAUCCACAGCAGAUUUUCUUGUAUAUUAAGUUAAACAGAAUUCUGUAUAAAUUAUUAUGAAGGUUCAAGUUCUUUAGGGGAGUUUUUUUUUCUUGUUGUUAACAAUUUGGUUGCAAUCUAUUAUAUUUUGCAAUUGACUAGAUAUUACAGUCUACUUAUUUUUCAAGAGUAAUUAUUAUAUAAGUUUGGUUGGUAUAAUGGUAAAUAUUAUAUAGUGGGGGUAAAUUUGAUUAGAGUUUUUUUUUAAGCAUCUGACUUUAGAAAUCCGUGGAAAUAAAGUCUGUAUCUUGUGUAACAAUUCCAGACUAAAUUGCAAAA